Messenger RNA from Metarhizium robertsii ARSEF 23, 1023 nucleotides. Its product is annotated as Protein kinase-like protein. The record is from RefSeq and is a predicted model, not a curated record. NCBI's taxonomy places the organism in Eukaryota, Fungi, Ascomycota, Sordariomycetes, Hypocreales, Clavicipitaceae. The transcript is spliced from 2 exons. The coding region runs from base 1 to 1023 and encodes 340 amino acids.
AUGAGCACUUCACAAGAAAAGCUCGUAGUCUACACCCUGGACGGCGCAAUCAAUGACUUCUUCAAAAGUCACCUGAACGUAACCCGAAAACAGUGCGAUGUCUUGGCUGCUUCUAUUGUCGGUGAGCCCGUCGAGCCUGUGCCCAUUCAAGGCUCAUUCAGCUACACAGUCACAGCGGGAAAUGAUCAAGCCAAGAUUGUCCAAUUCCGAUCCCCAGAGUCGACAUUAGACACCAACACUCUCGAUCUAGCCAGAAAUGUCCACGGAAAGCUGGUCCCAAGUCCCAUCUACCAUGGCAGGAUUGGGCAUCUCCCAUCACAGCUUUAUGUCUAUAUCAUGGAUAAGAUACCAGGGAGUGUUUAUGUCCAAGCGCAAUCAGACUACCAUGUUCCUGUAGGGACCUCGUUGGAAGCCUCCCUCCAACACGCCAAUACCGUAGCGGACAUUGCAAGGUUCUUCGCUCAGUCGUGGAACAACAGGCAGACUACCACUGCCGACAUCGUUCAAGCCACUCACAACGACUACCGACAGAAACUUCAGCUCCUCUCAGAAGCUCUUCCCUCUCGAUUCACACAGAACCUCCAAAAGGCCAUCGGUGGUCUGGAGUUGCUCUUCACGCCGGAAUACCCCUGGGUUCUCGGCCACGGAGAUCUCAGCGCACUGAACAUCAUGACGGAACCUUCUACCGGCCACAUCACGGGGAUUAUUGACUGGGCUGAAGCACAAAUCCUUCCGUUUGGCAUGAAUCUAUGGGGUCUCGAGAACGUACUAGGCUACAUGAACUCCGCAGGCUGGCACUACUACAGCAAUCACCGGGCCUUGGAGGAGCACUUUUGGCAGACUUUCCAAGAAAAUGCCAUGGGUAUCGGCGCUGCUGAGAUGCAGUGUAUUGGGAUGGCAAGGAUGACAGGUACCUUUCUUCGCUAUGGCUUCCGCAGGACUCGGGGCUCGGAUGUGGUAGAUGAGGGUUCUUCAUCUUUCAAAUACCUCGAGGCAUUCUGCUGCAGCGAAUCUCGGGCUUAA